Molecule: messenger RNA, 2836 nt
Organism: Paecilomyces variotii
Lineage: Eukaryota; Fungi; Ascomycota; Eurotiomycetes; Eurotiales; Thermoascaceae
Product: putative D-xylulose 5-phosphate/D-fructose 6-phosphate phosphoketolase
Exons: 8
Coding region: 193-2613 (806 amino acids)
Biological process (GO): carbohydrate metabolic process
Molecular function (GO): aldehyde-lyase activity
Source: RefSeq, a predicted model, not a curated record
ACGUCGCAGGUCGGCUGCGUUUCCGAUCCUAUCGUCCCUCGACGUAGAAUAUUUCAAAACAGUGAGUGAUUCUCUAUCUUCUUUGAUCUGUCGGAUGAGUUUUUUUGCUGUCGUUCUCCCGACAGAUCUUUGGACGUUCUGGGUUUGACAUCGCCGCACUUUAUAUAGUUCCCCACCAGUUUUACAAGCACCAUGCCGGGGGAGAUCCUCGACAAGCCAAACCCUCCACCGUUGCCGUCUGACAUCCCGGACCAUGUCAACGACCUAUUAGUGAGAUUGGAGAAGGCCUCGCUGGAGGGAUCUGCUGCAGAUGCGAUUCACAAAUUCAGGAGAGCAGCAUGCUACCUCGCUGCUGCGAUGAUCUUCCUGCAAGAUAAUGUAUUGCUGGAGAGAGACCUUACAUUUGAUGAUAUUAAGCCACGGCUACUUGGCCACUGGGGAACCUGCCCAGGUCUGGUCCUGGUCCAUGCGCAUCUGAAUUACUUGAUUAAGCAGCAUGAUCUUGAUAUGCUAUAUGUGGUUGGACCUGGACAUGGCGCACCCGGACUCUUGGCCUGUCUCUGGCUCGAGGGCUCACUAGAGAAAUUCUUUCCUCAGUAUUCGCGGGAUACUCGAGGCCUCAAGAACUUGGUUUCGACUUUUAGUACCACAGCUGGACUUCCAAGCCAUAUCAAUGCUGAAACGCCAGGUGCUAUCCAUGAAGGAGGCGAACUUGGUUACGCGUUGGCCGUUUCCUUCGGUGCGGUAAUGGAUAAUCCUAACCUCAUCGUCACUUGCGUAGUCGGUGACGGCGAGGCCGAAACUGGUCCGACAGCUACGAGCUGGCAUGCAUACAAGUAUAUCGACCCUGCUGAAUCGGGAGCCGUGCUCCCCAUUCUACAUCUUAAUGGAUUCAAGAUCAGCGAGCGGACUAUAUUUGGCUGCAUGGACAAUAAGGAGCUAGUCAGCUUGUUUACCGGUUAUGGAUAUCAGGUCCGUAUUGUGGAAGAUCUAGACAACAUCGACGCCGAUCUACAAUCUUCCAUGGUCUGGGCUCUCAACGAGAUCCGUAAGAUCCAGAAAGCAGCCCGAUCAGGACAGCCGAUUACGAAACCAAGAUGGCCCUUGUUGAUCCUGCGCACGCCAAAGGGAUGGUCUGGACCCAAGUCCAUACACGGAAAGAUCGUGGAGGGUUCCUUCAAUGCGCACCAGGUACCUCUGCCCAAAGCAAAGAAAGAUAAGGAAGAAUUGCAGGCCCUGCAGAGCUGGCUUUCUUCCUACGGUGCGCGGGAGCUUUUCACUGAAAAGGGAGAGCCGAUUGACGAAGUGUUGUCAAUCAUCCCGACCGACAACGAGAAAAAGCUGGGCCAGCGCAAAGAGGCCUAUAGGGACUAUAAACCAGCGGAUCUACCAGACUGGAAAGACUUUGGUGUCCAGAAAGGCAGCCAAGAGAGUUCUAUGAACGUGACCGGGAAAUUCCUCGACGAAGUCUUUAUGAGAAACCCGCAUGGUGUGAGAUUGUUCUCUCCGGACGAAUUGGAAAGCAACAAACUGGAUGCUUGCCUGAAUCGUACCUCCAGAAACAUGCAAUGGGACCAAUUCGCGCGAGCUCGAGGUGGUCGUGUGAUUGAGGUUCUUAGUGAACAUUUGUGCCAAGGUUUCCUGCAAGGGUACACUCUCACUGGGCGUGUUGGACUCUUCCCUUCGUAUGAGAGUUUUCUUGGUAUUAUUACUACGAUGAUGGUGCAAUAUAGUAAGUUUAAUAAGAUGGCGAGAGAGACAACAUGGCAUCACGACAUCGCCAGCAUCAACUAUAUCGAAACCAGCACGUGGACCCGACAGGAGCACAAUGGAUUCUCUCAUCAGAACCCGUCUUUCAUCGGCACAGUCUUGAAGCUGAAGCCUAGUGCAGCUCGAGUCUACCUGCCUCCCGAUGCCAAUACGUUCCUCUCCACCGUUCAUCACUGCCUGAAGUCCAAGAACUACAUCAACCUCAUGGUCGGAUCCAAACAACCUACGCCUGUAUUUCUAAGUCCGGACGAAGCAGACAACCAUUGCCGGGCGGGCGCCUCCGUCUGGAAAUUCUGCAGCACAGAUGAAGGCCUCAACCCGGAUGUCGUCCUCGUGGGCAUUGGCACUGAGCUUACUUUCGAAGUCAUUCAAGCCGCCGCUCUCCUGAGACGUCGUAUACCGGAACUCCGCGUGCGCGUCAUCAACGUGACGGACAUCAUGAUUCUCGAGAAUGAACGCGCUCAUCCUCACGCUCUCUCGGACAGCACGUUCGAUGCGCUUUUCACCCCAGACCUUCCCGUUCAUUUCAACUUCCACGGCUAUGCCACCGAACUGCAAGGUCUGCUAUUCGGCCGCCCACAUCUCGAGCGCGUCCAUAUCGCUGCAUACAUGGAAGAAGGGACGACCACGACGCCGUUCGAUAUGAUGCUUGUGAACGAGGUAUCGCGGUUCCAUGUUGCUAAGUUCGCAGUCACGGGAGCGUCAUUCAAGAACGAGAAGGUCAGACUGCGUCAGCAAGAAUUGCUAGCUGAAUUGGACCAUGAUAUUCGAGUGACGAAGAAAUUCAUUAUUGAGAACAGGAAGGACCCGGAUGACAUGUACAAGAUGCCCAAGUUCGACUAGAUGAACGCGACACCUUUACUCAGCUGGUCGUUUCCCACUUCAGCCCUGCUAGAUGACAUCUUGUUUCAUUUCCAUUUUAUUCUAAAAGCAGGUUAAUGAGAGACUGUAUGACGAAACACGAUGAUUUUAGGAUGACACGAGAACGCUACACAUUCAGAUAUUAAUCAAUGGACAUCCUCUUAGAUUAUCUGUUCGUUUGCUCUUAUUAAUAUGAUAAAAAAUA